Messenger RNA from Colletotrichum graminicola M1.001, 1392 nucleotides. RefSeq names its product pre-mRNA-splicing factor SLU7. NCBI's taxonomy places the organism in Eukaryota, Fungi, Ascomycota, Sordariomycetes, Glomerellales, Glomerellaceae. The transcript has a single exon. The coding region runs from base 1 to 1392 and encodes 463 amino acids. The record is from RefSeq and is a predicted model, not a curated record. Gene Ontology annotation, molecular function: pre-mRNA 3'-splice site binding. Gene Ontology annotation, cellular component: spliceosomal complex. Gene Ontology annotation, biological process: mRNA splicing, via spliceosome.
AUGCCACCACCGCCCCCCCGAAAACCCGAUCCGAAGGCUUCUGCGGCCUCGAAAGAAGAAAACAUAUACAUCCCCUCGUUUAUCAGUAAACGUCCUUUUUAUGCAGGCGAAGAAGGAGACGAUCAGACAGACUACCUCGAACAUCAACGUCUGCAGAAGAAGAAAGAUGAGCAGUCACAAUGGUACGACCGUGGUCGAAAGUCGGGCCCCGCAGCCACGAAAUAUCGUAAAGGGGCAUGCGAAAACUGCGGCGCCAUGACGCACAAGGCCAAGGAUUGCCUGAGCCGACCACGUGCGAAAGGUGCAAAGUGGACUGGCAAGGACAUCCAGGCGGAUGAGGUCGUCCAGGAUGUUAAGCUAGGCUGGGAUGCCAAGCGUGAUCGUUGGAAUGGAUACGAUCCUAAGGAAUAUCGUAACGUCGUGGAGGAGUUCAACCAGAUGGAACAGCUGAGGAAGGCUGCUCUAGCCAAGGACGGAGCGGAAGACGAGCAGGACGACGGUGACAAGUACGCCGAGGAGAAUGAUAUGAGCAAGCAUCAAAGUACGGCCACUCGCCAGCUCAGAAUACGAGAAGACACAGCCAAGUACCUGGUUAAUCUCGAUCUCGAGUCAGCCAAGUACGAUCCGAAGACGAGAUCCCUGGUCGAUGCUGGCGCAACCGCAGACAAGGCCGCGGAUCUUUUCGCGGAGGAGGGCUUUCUGCGAGCUUCGGGCGACGCGAGCGAGUUCGAGAAGGCACAAAGGUACGCCUGGGAAGCCCAGGAAAAGAGUGGCGAUACCACGAAGCAUUUGCAAGCAAACCCCACAGCCGGAGAAUUCUACAGGAAGAAGGAGAAGGAAGAGGCCGAAAAGAAGCGGGCCGAGCAGGAGAGGAAGCUCAAGGAGAUGUACGGCGACAACUCGCAGUACACGAUGCCCGAGGAGAUGAAGAACCUCAUCACGGAGUCCGAGAAGUACGUUGAGUACGACGAAAGGGGUCUCAUCAAGGGCGCGCCCAGGGUGAUCGCCAAGUCAAAGUACCCCGAAGACGUCUACAUACACAACCACACAUCCGUCUGGGGAAGCUGGUGGUCAAAUUUCAAAUGGGGCUAUGAGUGCUGUCACUCCGUGGUGAAGAAUAGCUACUGCACUGGUGAGGAAGGCAAGCAGGCCUGGGAAGCAUCUGAAAGACAGCGGACCGGUGCGAUGUUGGUUCAAGAGGAGAAAACGACAGAUACUCCCGAGGCUGAUAAGCCGGAAGAUGAGCCCCUGGUAAAGAAGUCUGUGAGUAAGCGCACUGCGGAAGAAAUGAUGGGAGGUGUCCCGGAGGAAGAGAUGGAGGAGUACAGGAGGAAACGUACAGCCGCAAACGAUCCGAUGGCAAAGUUCCUAGGCAAGGAUGAAUUGGUUUGA